Molecule: messenger RNA, 1863 nt
Organism: Capsella rubella
Lineage: Eukaryota; Viridiplantae; Streptophyta; Magnoliopsida; Brassicales; Brassicaceae
Exons: 4
Coding region: 217-1473 (418 amino acids)
Source: RefSeq, a predicted model, not a curated record
GAGAGAAGAAGACGAAAGCAAAUAAAGCUCAGUUUUCUCACUCUAAAAAUUCAUUCCCAAAGCUCUCUCGCUCUAGCUAUGUGAAGCUGUCUAAGUUAUAUUCUUUUCCCAAUUCUGAGAGCAGGUUUUGAGGUGGUUUUAUGUGCCAAAACAUCUAGCCGGAGUGUCUCUUUGUGCGGUGCUUAGUAGUUUUCGUUUCAAUCGUACGCUUCAGUUAUGGGGAACGCUUGUUGUGUUGCUGCUCGAGACAAGAUGGUGGUGCCUAAUACACCAGCACUCGAGAAUUUGCAAAGAAACACUUUGAGGCAUUCUCCUAAUUGGAGCUUCCGAUGGGAUAAUAGAGGACGAGUGGCAGGUGAAGAGACCUCUGUCAGUUGGUUAUCUGAUGGGAUUAGUCGUAACGAUAUGUCUGAUGUCAAAUCUGAAUCUGCUUUCGUUUCAUCAGAAGGCUCCCCUUUGCACAAUUUUCAGGCGCAGUCAUGGCAGAAAUCUCCUGCUUCAGAUCAAUCUUUUUCAGGAAUUGCAUCCAUUGACACCGUCUCUGAACAGAUCACCCAGAAAACAAAUGAUUCGACCAACCCUGCUUAUUAUCCAUCUCCUGCAAAACUGUCUGUUUCAUUAGCUUCUCAACCAUCAUCCCUUUCAGCGUCACCACUGUCAUCCCAGAGCCACCUGCCAAUGCCACCUGCUAGUUCAUCGACAUUAAAGCUGACACCACGCCCUCAUUUAUCAAAACAAAUCUCAGAUAGUCAAAUCUUUGAAUUUACCUCACCGAGUAGAAGCUCAGCAACUGAAGAGAGGCUGGGGAAUGAAUCUCAAUCUGAUGGUUGGUCCAUGCAGGCCUUUUCCGAAAUGAUGGCGUAUUCUCGCAGAGAGUCUUGCUCUUACGAGAACGAGAGCUUUGGGCUUCGUCGUGACAAGAUAGACCAUCUACGAAACAGAAAGUCCAAUGAUCAGCAAAACUGUGGUGCUUGCUCGAGAUCCUUAUCUGAGAAAUCUUUGUUGACUAGCCAGAAGAUGUUUGCAACUAACGAGCUCUCUGUAGCUGCAAUUCUAGCUUGUGGGCACGUAUAUCAUUCAGAUUGUUUAGAGCAGAUGACACCUGAAAUCGACAAAUUCGACCCUCCUUGCCCCAUCUGCACACUGGGGGAGAAGAAAACAUUCAAAUUGUCGGAGAAAGCAUUAAAGGCAGAUUUGGAUAUGAAAGCUAGACAAAACAAGAGACUAAGAAACCGCGUUGUGGACAGCGAUGACUUUGUCAUGUUUGAUCACAACCACAAGGCGGUGGUGGCAGGAUACAAAGGUAAAUCCCCGAAGCUAGUAUCGAGUUCAAGCUUAAGAAACUAUUCCCCAAAGCCUUUCCUUGCAAGACACUUUUCUUUCGGGUCCAGAAGUAACAGUGUUAAAUCCCCAAAAGAGAAUCAAUCGCUGCUAAAGAAAGGCUUUUUCUGGACCAAAUCUAGCAAACAUUGAAUAAACUGUAAGCAUCACUUAUGAAUUUGAAGCUCAUGGCUCAAACCAAGGAGUGACACAAGUUAAACCUUGAUGAUUGUUGAAUCUUGUUGCAGAUUCUUGGUGUGGUGUUUCUCUUCGUAAGCUAGGGCCGUCGACGUUACGGAUACUUUAUCAAAAUAUACACACUUGUAUGUGUACAUUUUAUAGAAUUCCUCUCCCAAGUCUCAACAAAAUGUUUCUUCUCCCUUUUGUUUCUGGUAACAUUCCCAAAGUCUUACACUUGUAAUUAUAAUAACUAUCAUAGGAUAAGGUAAAAAGUUAUCUGACUCUGGGUUCAUUGGUUCAAAGGGAUUCAUAUUGUAUUGUAUUAUACAACAAUUUAAAAACAAUGCUAUUCUUUAUUUGGUA